AGAGAAGGCAGCGAUCAGAAUGUUUUGUCAUGUAAUGAAAUGUUGCCUGGACCUCCUCCAGUGCCGCCAGUCUACGGUGAUAACGAUAUUUCGGAAACCGGUCAGUGACUCUUAAUU
Strongylus vulgaris is the source of this 117-nucleotide messenger RNA. The record is from the annotation of a GenBank genome assembly. NCBI's taxonomy places the organism in Eukaryota, Metazoa, Nematoda, Chromadorea, Rhabditida, Strongylidae.